CUGAGCAAAUACAUCCAGACCUAUUAAUCUAAACUGAUACCUGGUAGAAAAAAAUCACAGAUGAAGCAAGCAGCUAACAAUGGCUCACUCAAAGACUCUCUUAGUGCUGGAAAACUUUAUAGCUGGUAAAUUUGUUCCUUCUUCUUCCUACAUAGACUCCUAUAAUCCGUCCACUGGAGAGGUCUAUUGCAGGGUGCCAGACAGUGGCAAAGAAGAGGUGGAAGCUGCUGUCAAAGCUGCCAAAGCUGCCUUCCCAAUUUGGUCCUCAAAAAGCCCAUUGGAAAGAUCUCAGAUCUUGAACAAAUUGGCUGACCUGAUUGAACAUGACCUGGAAGCAUUUGCUCAAGCCGAGUCAAAGGAUCAGGGAAAAACAAUUACGUUUGCUAGAACCGUGGACAUCCCUCGGGCCGUGUACAACUUCCGAUUCUUUGCCUCUUCCAUCCUUCAUCACACGACAGAGUGCACUGAGAUGGCAGCCAUGGGCUGUGUGCACUACACCUCGAGGGCACCUGUGGGAGUUGCGGGUUUAAUCAGUCCCUGGAAUUUGCCACUAUAUUUGUUGACCUGGAAGAUAGCUCCUGCCAUUGCAUGUGGGAAUACUGUGGUUGCCAAGCCAAGUGAGAUGACAUCAGUCACAGCUUGGAUGAUGUGCAAACUUUUGGAGAAAGCAGGAGUGCCCCAGGGGGUGGUGAACGUGGUGUUUGGAAGAGGCUCCGAGGCGGGAGAAGCCCUGGUUUGCCACCCCGAGGUGCCACUGAUCUCCUUCACGGGCAGCACGCUGACAGCCCAGCGGAUCACGGAGAGAAGCGCUCCCCACUGCAAGCGGCUGUCGCUGGAGCUGGGCGGCAAAAACCCCGCCAUCGUCUUCGACGAUGCCGACUUGACUCAGUGCAUCCCCACCACCCUCAGGUCCAGCUUUGCCAACCAGGGAGAGAUCUGUCUAUGCACCUCCAGGAUCUUUGUUCAGAGGGGUAUAUACAGUGAGUUUCUGAAGAGGUUUGUGGCAGAAGCAAAGAAAUGGAAGGUUGGGAACCCCUCAGAUCCUACAGUUGACGUUGGAGCACUAAUAAGUAAAGAGCAUCUAGAAAAGGCCUGUUCAGAAGUCCAGUGGCAGAAACACCCACUUUCCCGGGUCCUUGGUCUGUGGCACCACAGAGGACUUCCAAGUCUAACCUACCCAGGUAAGGAGCUAUGUGAAGAAAGCACAAGCCGAAGGAGCCAGGGUCCUCUGCGGAGAGGGAGUGGAUUCCUUGGCUCUCCCAGCUGACAACCAGAAAGGCUAUUUCAUGUUGCCCACAGUUAUUGCUGAAGUUAAGGAUGAAUCUUGUUGCAUGCAAGAAGAGAUCUUUGGGCCUGUGACAUGUGUGGUAGCAUUUGAUACAGAAGAAGAAGUGAUUGAAAGAGCCAACGGUGUGAAAUAUGGCUUGGCAGCCACUGUGUGGUCCAGCAACGUGGGACGUGUUCAUCGGGUGGCACAAAAGCUACAGUCUGGAUUGGUGUGGACCAACUGCUGGCUUGUUAGAGAUCUGAACUUGCCAUUUGGUGGGAUGAAAGCCUCAGGCAUAGGAAGGGAGGGAGCAAAGGAUUCCUAUGAGUUCUUCACUGAGGUCAAAACCAUCACAAUAAAGCACUGAGAUGGCAAUGGAAGUAUGUUAGGGUAAAAUAAAUGACAGCAAUUUGUGUUACAGUAGAUCCUGGAACACAGGCUGCUAUUACAGCUGUCUUUUUCUUGAAUUCUCAUUGAGUAGUAUGAUGACAGCUGAAAAUAGUAAUCCCAAAUGCUAAUGUUGAAUUCAGCCUUUCAUGUUAAAUGAUAAGUUCAGUGCGGACUCCAAGAGUGAUCCAACCCAAGCCAAGUGAUUUGCAUAUCUUAAGGAUCCUGAAGCUUUUUGAGUAUUCCUGUCUCAAAAAUCUCUCCCUCUAAAGCAGACUGGAGAAGGGACAACAUAUGAUUGUACCUUGAGGGACAAAAUGGCAAGCACAUUGUGAGGCUGGUAGUGUAAUGGGAAUCAGCCUGUUUCCACUACAAGCAGGCUGUUCCAUGUACCAGUCCAUAUUGCACUUCACUGCUAUCAGGCAAGGACUAAUGCUGUUGCACAGUAAAUGCCCAAGGCAGUACCUUUAAUCUUUGGAGUCAUGAAAUUCUCAUGGUACACAUGGACAAUAAAUGUUUUAAUGAUGACCUGUCUUGUGGUAUGCAGCAGAACCAUCCUGAGACUUGAUGUCUAACUGUUUUGAAAGCAGCCUUUCAUCUCUUCUAGGCCUCAGUAAAGGUGCUUUUCACAUCCAUGCACAAAGAUUUGAUUACAUCAUCAUAAGCAGUGUCGUUCUUUAUUAACAGAGAUGGAAAGUGACUCCUAGGAGAACUAACUGUUGGAAAUGUUUGUCACCAAAAUGUAAAACCACUGGCAACUUUACCUGACUCAUUUACAGAGCUUUCUUUUUUUUUUCAAUCACGUAUCUCACAAACUUAUUCACAUUGUACAAAAAGAGAAAUAAAUGGCUACACUGCUAUUGAA
This is a messenger RNA of Apus apus (common swift), 2519 nucleotides long. It is a transcript of the gene ALDH8A1, whose product is annotated as aldehyde dehydrogenase 8 family member A1. The record is from RefSeq and is a predicted model, not a curated record. Gene Ontology annotation, biological process: retinoic acid metabolic process. Gene Ontology annotation, molecular function: retinal dehydrogenase (NAD+) activity. Lineage: Eukaryota; Metazoa; Chordata; Aves; Apodiformes; Apodidae. The coding region runs from base 80 to 1267 and encodes 395 amino acids. The transcript has 8 exons.